UUUGCCUUUUCUCUCUUUAUCUCGCUUCCAUUUCUUUUCAAAAGUGGGGCCCAUGCAAAAGGGCAGGCGAGGCGAACGAUAUCAGAUAACGAGGUGGCGGAAGUAAAAAUAUAAAAUAGUAGUGGAGAGAAAUAAAGAAGAGGGCGAAAGCGCCCAAGGCCAAAGAGAGGAGAGGAUUUUUUUUUUUUGACAUCGAGGAGAGGAAAGAUUUGGAGAUAGAUAGAGAGAGAGUGAAUGGGAGAAACGGGAGGGGCGAUGGGGAAACAAUGCAUUUGUUGAGCCCACGGCUUUGGCAGCCAUUCAAUGCUCCACCAAACGCUCAUCCCUUCUUCCUUUCCUCCCUCCCCCUCCGUCCCCGCCCCGGGUUCCUCCGCCUUCCUGCGCGGCUCCGCCAUGCCUUCCUACGCGCACCACCAUAGCCCUCUGAAGGAUGUGAGGACGGACGCGCUGAAGAGUAGCUUCCCGCCGGAGGAGAUGGCUGAGGAGGCCGCCGCCGCCGCUGCGGCGCUGGUUGAGAGGGACGGGUUCUCGAUCGAGGACCUUCUGGACCUCGAGGAGUUCGGCGAGGCUGACAAGGACGAGGAGAAGUCGAACGAGGACUCCCAGCCGUCGUCGGUUGUGUCGUACGAGCUCCCGCCGCCGCCGCCGGAGAUGGUUGACCUGCCGGCGCAUGACGUCGAGGAGUUGGAGUGGGUGUCCCGCAUCAUGGACGACUCCCUCUCCGAGCCCCCCCCGCCGCCGCAGCCCCCUGCGGUGGUCGUGGUGUCGCUAUCAGCGCGCCCUCCGCUGGCGCAGCGGCGGCUGCACGACGGCACGUACGGGGCGCUGCCGCAGGCCCCGCCGCCCGGCCCGCUGCGGACCCCGACCAUCUGCGCGCUGUCGACGGAGGCGCUGGUGCCGGUCAAGGCGAUGCGCAGCAAGCGCUCGCGGGGUCCGGGGUGGUCGCUGUCCGGCGCUUCGUUCUUGUCCGACUCGACAUCGUCGUCUUCAACUACGACGACCUCUUCGUGCUCCUCGUCCGGUUCGUUCUCGCCGUUCUUCCGGUGGGAUUCGGCCCCGCUCGGCGGCCUGGACCUCGCCGAGGGGUACCACCACCACCUCCUGCCCCAGCCGCCAUCCAAGAUGUCCAAGCACGGCAAGGGCAGCAAGCACAAGCCCAAGAAGCGCGGGCGCAAGCCGAAGCAUCUGCCUCCCCAUCCCUCCGGCGCCGGGCCGGCCGGCUCCCAACCCGCGCCGGGCGACCGUCGCUGCAGCCACUGCGGCGUCCAGAAGACCCCGCAGUGGCGCGCGGGGCCGGAGGGCGCCAAGACUUUGUGCAAUGCGUGCGGCGUCCGUUACAAGUCCGGCCGGCUCCUCCCCGAGUACCGCCCGGCGUGCAGCCCCACCUUCGUUAGCAGCAUCCACUCCAACUCCCACCGCAAGGUGCUCGAGAUGCGCCGCAAGAAGGAGGACGGCAUCCUCGCCACCGCCGCGCCGGCCGUCGCGUCGUUCUAGCUGCUGUUUGCCUGGCCACCCAGCGGUGGCUGUACAUUUUUCCGGCCGUAUUAGCCUUCUAGAAUUAUCGUCCUAGUCCCGGAUAGAUUAAUUAGAGUUUAGGAUUUUAAUUAGGCCCCGUUAGGUUUAGCUUUGGUUCCGGCGCUCCUCCUUGAGCUUUAGUUGGAUAGGGUUCUACUGCGCCAGCAGCCGCGCAGCUCUAGCUCAGAACUUAAAUUUCUAGCAUUUCUAAAGGGAGUUUUUUUAUCUUCUUUCUUUCUCUGAGCGCUGUAUAGCUUGUUUGGUCCAUCAAUGGCGGUGCACUUGGCACCGGAAAGGAGGAUGAGACUGAUCGAUCGGAUGCGGAAGAAGGGUGCACUUGCACUGUCUGUAGCAGGUGCAUGUUUACAUCACACGGUGUUGUCACCUGUAACAACAUGGUAUGCUUUGUUUGGA
Phragmites australis (common reed) is the source of this 1929-nucleotide messenger RNA. RefSeq names its product GATA transcription factor 6-like. Gene Ontology annotation, biological process: regulation of DNA-templated transcription. NCBI's taxonomy places the organism in Eukaryota, Viridiplantae, Streptophyta, Magnoliopsida, Poales, Poaceae. The record is from RefSeq and is a predicted model, not a curated record. Gene Ontology annotation, molecular function: sequence-specific DNA binding; zinc ion binding. The transcript has 3 exons. The coding region runs from base 304 to 1494 and encodes 396 amino acids.